This is a messenger RNA of Oxyura jamaicensis (ruddy duck), 9363 nucleotides long. RefSeq names its product IKAROS family zinc finger 2 (gene IKZF2). The transcript has 9 exons. Gene Ontology annotation, biological process: regulation of transcription by RNA polymerase II. The record is from RefSeq and is a predicted model, not a curated record. Lineage: Eukaryota; Metazoa; Chordata; Aves; Anseriformes; Anatidae. Gene Ontology annotation, molecular function: RNA polymerase II cis-regulatory region sequence-specific DNA binding; DNA-binding transcription factor activity. The coding region runs from base 390 to 1973 and encodes 527 amino acids.
CAUGCCGGCGCGGGCACGCGCGCGGGUCCCCCCCCUCCCCGCCUUUCCCUCACCCUCUCCCCUCACGCUGCGCGCCCCCGGCCGGGCUGCGUGUGAGCGUGUAAAGGCGCGUGUGAGGCGGGUGUGAGCGCGGCGGAGGUCGGCGGCGGAUCGGUUUCUCGGGGUUUGACCAGCCGGUCCCGGGCUAACCCCCGGCUCGCUCGCCGAAGAUGGAGGCGGCAGCGCCCGGCGGAUCGCCCCUAGCUACGGCGCCGCUGCCUCAGUUUCCAUAGCCGGCCGCCGUGCCCCGCACAAACACCCGCACACACACACAAGGGGGAUGGAAGGGACUCGCUGAGUGUGUGCCUGCCUACCUGGACUAGGGGGAAGAUAAGCACUGCACUUUGACUAUGGAAGCAGAGGCUGCUGAUGGAUAUAUAACAUCAGGUGACAAUGAGCUUUCACCCGAAAGGGAGCACUCCAACAUGGCUAUUGACCUCACCUCCAGUACACCCAAUGGGCAGCAUACCUCACCAAGUCACAUGGCAAGCACAAAUUCAGUAAAGCUAGAAAUGCAAAGUGAUGAGGAAUCUGACAGGAAGCCCCUGAGUCAGGAAGAUGAGGUCAGGGCUCAUGAUGAAGGAAGCAGCCUGGAAGAGCCCCUCACAGAGAAUAACGAGAUGGCGGAUAACAGAAAGAUCCAGGAGCUAUCGAGCGAGGGAGGAAUCCGGCUUCCGAAUGGUAAACUGAAAUGUGACGUCUGUGGCAUGGUUUGCAUUGGGCCCAAUGUGCUAAUGGUACAUAAAAGGAGCCACACUGGUGAACGCCCCUUCCACUGUAACCAAUGUGGAGCUUCUUUUACCCAGAAGGGGAACCUGCUGAGGCACAUCAAGUUGCACUCUGGGGAGAAACCGUUCAAAUGUCCCUUCUGCAGCUAUGCCUGCCGACGGAGGGACGCCCUCACAGGACACCUCAGGACGCACUCUGUGGGGAAGCCUCACAAGUGCAACUACUGCGGCCGGAGCUACAAGCAGCGCAGUUCGCUGGAAGAGCACAAGGAACGCUGCCACAACUAUCUGCAGAAUGUCAGCAUGGAGGCUGCCGGGCAGGUCAUGAGUCACCACGUACCUCCUAUGGAAGAUUGUAAGGAACAAGAGCCUGUGAUGGACAACAAUAUUUCUCUGGUGCCUUUUGAGAGACCUGCUGUUAUAGAGAAGCUGACAAGCAACAUGGGAAAGCGUAAAAGCUCCACCCCACAGAAGUUUGUGGGUGAAAAGCUCAUGAGAUUUGGCUAUCCAGAUAUUCACUUUGAUAUGAACCUACCCUAUGAGAAGGAGGCUGAGCUGAUGCAGUCUCACAUGAUGGACCAAGCCAUCAACAAUGCAAUUACCUACCUUGGAGCUGAGGCACUUCACCCCCUGAUGCAGCACACACCGAGCACAAUUGCAGAGGUGGCCCCGGUCAUCAGCUCAGCUUAUGCUCAGGUCUAUCAUCCGAACAGGAUAGAAAGGCCCAUCAGCAGGGAAACAGCUGACAGUCACGAGAACAACAUGGAUGGCCCGAUCUCCCUCAUCAGACCAAAGAGUCGAACCCAGGAUAGAGAGGGCUCCCCCAGCAAUAGCUGCCUGGAUUCUACUGACUCAGAGAGCAGCCACGAAGACCGCCAGUCCUACCAAGGAAACUCUGCCUUAAAUCCCAAGAGGAAGCCAAGCCCGGCUUACAUGAAGGAGGACGCCAAGGCUUUGGAUGCCACAAAAGCUUCUAAGGGCUCUUUAAAGGAUAUCUACAAGGUCAUCAAUGGAGAAGGGGAGCAGAUUAGGGCUUUCAAAUGUGAGCACUGUCGUGUUCUUUUCCUGGACCAUGUCAUGUACACCAUCCACAUGGGCUGCCACGGCUACCGGGACCCACUAGAGUGCAACAUCUGUGGCUACCGAAGCCAGGACCGCUAUGAGUUCUCGUCGCACAUUGUCCGAGGGGAGCACACAUUCCACUAGGCCUUCUCAUCCAAAGGGGACUCUUAUGAAGUAGAAGAACUGCACAUGAAGAAAUACUGCACUUACAAUCCCACUUUUCCUCAGACAUUGAUGCGCCUAUUUUGUUGUUGUUGCUGUUGUUGUUGUUGCUGUUGUUUAAUUAUUAUUAUUAACCUUAUUUUUUUUUUUUUAUGGACCCAACCUCAUUUGCUCUGCCCAGCUUAAGAAUGGAAAGAAGGAAGGGAAGGGAUAAAAGAAGGGUUUGUUGUUGCUGUCACUUUUUGGUGAGUGACCUGACUUGCUUUCUGUGGGAGUUGAAAGGCAGUCUGUUUCUGCCUCAAUCAGCUGUAUAUCAUGUCCUAUUUUGGGAUGUUGCUCAACCCUGCUAGGUGCUUUAAAGUCAUGAUGAGUUGCCGCUCACUUAUAAUUUCAGACAAAUAGGUAGAAACAUUUCAGAGGAGAGCCUUUUUCAAAUGUGCAGAUACGGUGGGGGGUUUUGGUGGCUGGAGAAGACUGGGGGAUCUUUAUUCCACAGAAUAACAAUUACAUUUAAAGCAAAACUGUUUAGGGAUUUAGGAGCAUGAAUCAAAGUCAAUAUUGUUUUCAAAAUUACUUUCUAGGGUGAGCUGCUUUCCUGGGUUCAGUUUGUAUUGCCCCCCUAGAAGGUAAAGAAAAAAUUAAAAAAAAAAAAGUAUGUCUUAACACUGUACCACGUAACAGCAGUUUAGUUUCAUAAGUCCUGAGGGCCUUCUGUGGUAAGUCUGAGGCUCUUUAUUUUCCUUAACUUAUGAAGCACCUUUUUAGAAUUGUUGAUUUGCCAUUACUCCAUGCCUAUGUGUUGACUCACUGGCUUCUUAGAGACCCUUGGGAGCCUUACAUAUUUAGUUGCACCCUAUGGUUUAAGAAAUAUCAUUUGCAAAUAACAUUUAAAGUUGCUUCUAGGACAGUAAGUGGCCUAGGAGUGGGCGAGAGAGUCUGUAGUUUACUCAAGAGGUUCUGCUGCUCUUCUAAAAUAAUUUUGUUUCAAAAUUACAGAUUUUAAAAUGACAAAAGUACUGGUAGCAAAGUGUUCUUUAAAUAUAAUUAUAUAUCUAUAUAUACCUAUAUAAAUACUUUCUCAUUCUAUUAUCACAGUGUUAACCUCUUGGCAACAGCCUAAACUUGAGACUUGCAGCUGAGAAAACGCUAGGAGCCAGAUCGUCAGCCAGCAUUAAUCCUCUUAGCUCCAUUGAAUUUAGUGGAACUAACCCAACUAUUUCAGCUACGUCAAGGUCUGAGCCUCGAUCACUUUUUUUUUCUCUUGUUGACAUCUUAUUUGCUGAAACAGUGAUUUCCCUUUGUUUUAUUGUCAUCAAUUUUUCUUUAAUUUAGGGGUGAAAGUGCAGGUUUUGCUCGAUAGCCUUUGCUCCUGGAGAGCUCACAAGCCUUGCAAACAAACAGAUGUCAUAUGAAAUUCCCUACUUCUUUAGAAAUUGAUGCAUGGAGAUAUGCAGGUGCUGUGCUUUUGAUUUCGAUUCACAGACUUCAUUUUUAUUCAUAAUUUAUUAAUUUCACUGUAGAGAAAACAAAUAAAGAAACAAACUCCAGAGCAAUUCCUUGAGCUACAGACUGGACAAGAGAAAAAGAAAGAAAAACCACCAAUCUGUUUUGUUUCCUUUCUUUCUCUCCCUAAAAAAUAACAAAGCCAGCAACCACCCAAGUUGCAGGUUGCAGCAGUAAAAACUGGGCUUAAACCUAUGUGACAGAUUGCCAUUGCAACCCAACUGUUUGUACCAAUCACAAUUGAAAUGUUGUUGUUUGGCAACAAGAGCGCAGCUUGAGAAUGGAAAGAAAUGCAUGGGUUUAACCCCCUCCAUGCAAGCGGUCCCCAUGCACUUGGCGAGACCUUUUCCAAAGUACGAAGUUACUGAAGUAUAAAAGAAGAGAGCAAGAUCAGGCCAUAAUGAGUUCCCAUCUGCUCACUUCAAUCUGCAUACACUAUGCACAUGCCAGUUUGCCGUUUGUUUUGAGGGUACUGGGUUUUUUCUUCUCUUCCUAGACCUGGAGCAUUUGAAAGUAAGGAGCUGAGUGGUAUCGAUUGAAAUCUUUUUAUGGUGACAGUCUUGGCAGCUAGAACCUGUGUUUAGAAAGGAUACAGUAGAUCAUGGCCAGAUUACCUGAUGACUGCUUCCCAGCACUGAAAUGCUAUUAAGUAGGAGCUGGUAAAGUCUUGCAGUAGCCUAUUAAUUAUAAUACAAUAUGGAGAGAAAUGUCAUCUUGUGUAAUGUGAGAGCUAUCAAGGCUGGGAAUAUACAGGCUUUGGAGAGACAGAUUUAAAGACCUAUUCCCAACAUUGUUCUUAAUGUUGUUGGGUUCCUCCCCCUCCUUCUUUCUUCUUUCUAAUGCAGAGGAAACCCAGGCAAACUAACUGCUGCCAUCCUCCAGACCUUUCUUGUUUUCUUGCACUUGGUGUAACCGAAAGAGAUUGUGCAGGAGAAAAAGGGGUACAUGCUGGAGGGCAUCACCUAGGUUUUGUAUGGCUGAUUGUCUAGAUCUAGGAAGGUUGGCUUAGGAGGUGGCAGGCUGCAUUCUGCAUCAUCCUGGUUGGAAAUCAAGAAAAAGGGGGUUGCUUUUACAGCAUGUCACAAAACAAGGGUUGGGGAGGGGGAAAGUGGUUGCAACUUCUUCUGAGGCAGCAAGGGUUUUCUAGGAACCAUGUGCAAAGGGAAAGGUGCUGAGCUUGAAGGUCACUAGGCUUGCAUGGGACUCGAGGAAGUCCCAUUUAUGUGCAAGAGAAAAGGGUGGCCAGGAAUCGCUUUCAGUCUCGGGGGGUAACAGUCCAUUCUUCCCUCUGGUCAGUGGAAAGUGCAGCCUUUGGUUUCUUGAAAUAGCCAGCACUAAAAAAAAAAAAAAAAAAAAAAAAAAGCCUGUGUAUGGAAAAGCAGAGGAUCAAGGAAAGGAGGAGCAUCGUUUGUGUAUCCACAAAUACGUUGUCUGCGAUUAUACCCACAGUUUGUGAGUGUGCACUUCCAGUCGCUGAUGAUUCAUUGAUACCUCCUGCAGUGUAUAUGCUGGAGAUGUUUAAAAGAUGAGACGGAGGCUCGGUGGUUUUGUAGCUGGCUUCAGUCAAGCCCAACGUCUUGUUCCAAUGGCAGCACGCAAGAUUGGUUUGUGAGCAGUGCCCUGUCCUGGUAUCACAGAACUGGAGGAUGGGAGAGACGGUGGGGAGGGCACUCACUGUUUGUUACCUUCCAAAAACUGUAUUUUUUAGAGAGCAAGAAGCUGAAUGGUUGCAUUAAUUUCUAUUAUCAGUGUCCUUUUCUUAGGGUUUUCUUAGGACUCACUGAAGUUUUUCAUCCUAGAACCAGGGAAGGAAGAAAGACGAAAUUCCAACUGAAGUUUUGAACCAAGUUUUCAACUAGUAUUUAUUUUUAGCGUUGAGUUCCUACUUGGCAUUUUUGUUGGGAGAGAGGAGUAGGAAAAAUAAGGCAGUCCACAGUUCUUCAAAAUCAGGUGCCUAGUUGAUCUAGAGAAAAUGAAUAGAGAGUUUUGUAUACAUCACUUUGCCCCUACAUGGGCUUGUGCAAAUCUGGGGCCUUUGAGUUGGUGUUUUUUGUUUUGUUUUGUUUCUUGCUUGUUCUCUGCACUUUUCUAAGAAAAGCUCUUGAGUUUUGUCAAAUCCAUUAGUCAAAGUGUACUAGGAAUUUGAGUAGAUAAGCCUUGGCCUGCAGAUCCAUUUGUUCUAAGUAUUUGGUGUUUGAAAUCAAACCUGGCUGAUUUUUACUGGACUCUCUUGAAGUUCUUGGAAUUGGGUUUCCAGUUAAAAACAUGCAUUUGCAAAUUUAGAAUUGGCUUCCUGCAAACAUUCCCCAUUUUCAUUAUAAAAAAAAAAAAAGCCACUUCUGCAAACAUCCCUGCCAGUAACCCCUUUCACUUCUUUUUACAUCCAAAAUGGCAAGAUUCUGACUCAAUUUAGAGCAGCACAAACCUAUUAAUAUAAAUAGAAGUGUGCCUGCUUAUUCUCUUCUUGAUAUGAUCCAUGGUCUUGGAGCAAAGGGCAUUAUCUAUAUAUCUGCUGUUAUGGCCAAUGAAUUUUACAGCCACCUUUCUUUGCAAUCAGGUAGGAGUGCACAUCAAAAUGUAUAGCAUUUUUCAGGAAAGCCAGCUCUUUACUCAGUAACUGAUGAGAUUAAAACAAUUUUAUUCUCCUUAAAAAGUGCUUCCAUCUAUGAAGUGAUGUGAAAGGUGUCUAGGCAUUAACCUCUGUUGGUUUGUAUUAGAGAGAAAGAAUCUAAAUACGUAAAUUGGUCCUUUUUUUAUAGUAGUAGUUUCUACAGUCUGAGAGGACAGCUCACAUAACAGCCACGUGGAAAUAUUUAAACAUAUACAGCUGUAUAUAAUAUUUACUUAAAAGUGAAGAAAUUCUCAAUUUUAAAGAGUUCCCAAAUUUCUCUAUUUACAAGGGUGUUCUUAAACUGCAGCUGUCAGGCAGAGGAGGAGGCCAUGAAUUCAACCAAACCCUUCAAAACUGAUCUUUAAUAGGAUAUUAUUACUGUUGUCUGGGUCCUGAGCUUUUUUUUUUUUUCAUGCUUGAGAAUACAUUGAAAGAAGCCAGAAAACAAUCCUUCCUCCUGAGAGAAACUAUGGAGACAAUUUAGGGAAGGGUGCGUAUUUCAGCCAAGGACAGCAGCAGCAGUAAUACGGUUCCUGCACUAGUUGAUAUUCCUUUAUUUAGCUGUUCCUGUGCAUUAUAUUAUAAUGAGGGAGAAGGGAGUCUGCACUGUUACCUGAAUCACGUAAACUCAACUUGUGGUUUUUAGGAAGAGUGUGAUGAAAUUGGCUUCGGCGCUAGAAAUGUGCAUCUUAGCUUGGCUUAGUGUCCUUUCAAAACAAAGGUGGAUGGUAGUGAUGGUGUGCGGUCUAGAGCAGCUGGAGAUUUUGAGAAAGUAUAUUUAUAUAUAUGGUAUCGUAUAAUUAGAUAUAUGCUUUAUUGUAUAUGUGCCUUUUUCUAAUGCAUUUUGAAAGUUCAUGAUGUCAUUCGUGAUAUCUUUCCCUGCCCUUUCAGAAUGCAUGACAAAAACCAACCCAAAGUAAAAAUCCCUUCUCGUACGACGUGGCAAGGCAGAUCCCAGUCCCCCUCUGCACCCUUUUUUGCAGCUCAGCCGGGAGGGAAGGCUGUCUUAGUAUUUAGCUAUGAGAUUUCCUGCAGAAAGCUGGCGUUAGGAGUGGGAAGGGCUGGCAUUGCCCUAGCAAAGUGCAUUCCAGCCAGAGCUGGUCUCGGCGCUGGUCCCAACCAACGCAGCGUUGGACUUUGCUUGACUGUGACGCCGCCUGAAUCAUUGACAUGGAGCAAAGAGAAACCUGCCAGGGGGUGAUGUUAUGGGUUCACCUCUGAGGCUGGGGCAAGCUCGUUCUCCUCUGCGGGGCUUUAUUAGCUGGCAUGCUUGGGUGAAAAGUGCAGUAUUGUUUUGGUACUUUCCUGGCAGGCUAGUGACCUACUUUCAGGUCUGGUUAUUUACCCUGCACAGGUGCAGCAUCUGAGGGUGCAGGCAGGGGAGGAGGUCAGGUCCCCAGCACAUCUCCCACGGGGUCCAAGUCACCCACCAUCCCUCUGGGCCUGGGGCCACAGCGGCCACAGUGAGGACAUGGGAGCAGGAACCAGGAAUUAGGUAGAGAGGAGACAGAGGUUGUUUCACAGCAAAUGUAUUCCCAUUCAUCCCGUUAAGAAUUGUGCUGAAGGACAGGCCAAGGAGAACGUUAUCGGUUUCUAUUCUAGGCUCAAACAACAUUCCCAGUUACUCCAGUUCACUUCCAGCCCUUGGAGAGGUGGUUACUGGUCUCACGUGGAUCCCCAUCUGGGAAUACAGCUGUCCAUGCACCCCCCUGCUCUAAAAAGUUUAGAUAAAAAUCAUGGGACUUCAUUGACUGGAGGACAGCAGCAACCAUUUCAGCAAAGAUGUACGCUGCUGUAGUAAAUCCCAAUAUUAUUUACAAUUAAAAAAAAUACUGUGGUGUAUUCACUAGCAGCACAUGAAGUAUUUUACAGAGUGAACGAUGAUGAAGUUAAUCAGAUCAUGUCUUGAGGGUGUUGUUAUGUGUUCUCCACUGGGAGAAGGGAAGCAGCUUGACCCAAAGCUUGCUGAAGACAGCCGACGUUUCCUUCCAGCAGCAGCCAUUUGACUCAGCCCACUGCACCCCAGCCCAAGAAGUACAGGAGCACGCCAUGAGCCCCAUGUCACCCCUUUGAUUCAAUUUGGAAGUGCACGGGAGCUUUACCAUUAACCAUGUGCUUAAUCUGUUAAAUCAGGGCCUUACUUGCUCCUUGGUACAGCAUGGCAAGGUCGAUAGCGCUCGGCAGUGGGGUUUGGCGGUGAGCAUGAAUUCACGUGCGUUGGUGUAGUAGCCUUAAUCCCUCAUGCUCGGCAGUACGCGCGUACCGGUAGCCUGUAGUCUGUAUUAUCCAUCAAGGGUAAAAUACGGGAGCCUCCUGCAAGGCAGAGGGGAGAGCAUGACUCCACUGUUGGCACAAAGAGGCCAGUUUGCAGUAAAUUGGGCCAUUUAGUUAUACCUCAAGUGACAUAGAAUAAGAAAAGCUUCUUGAAGGGGUAGAGGUCACUGAAUCCUCGACUAUGCACUUACUGGGAUUUGACAUUACUGGAAAUGGAUGUUCACUUCUGAACACGCUGUAACAAGGGAAGGACUUCUGGUUAUUUUUUGUAGUAGUUCAGAUUCUGAAACUGUGAUCAAUUAUUUGACUAAUUGUCAAGUGUUCUCAGAGCUUGAACGUGUUCACUUCCUCUGUCAUGUAGCAGUUCCCUCUGGUUUCCAAUUGUUUUCUCUUUCUCCCCCUUUUCCUUCUCUUAGCUUUAAGUCUGGGCCUGCUCUUAUCUCCUGUAGCUUUGGGCUGUCUAGGGUUUUUUGUUUUGGGGGGUUUUUUUGUUCAUUGGCUGUACAGUCUGUUUACAUAUUUUUGUACUCAAGUGUAGUUUUAUAUUAAAAACAGGAAAAAGAAAAAAAGAUAGUUGAUUUGAGAAAAAAAUAUUAAGGUACGUACUCUUUGUAACACUUUAAAGACCUAGGGUACCUUCAGAGAUGACUCCGCAGUGAUGUAAUUAUAAUACUGUAUAUUUGCCUUUUUAGUUGGUUUUAUUUUCUGGUUGUAUUUUUUUUUUCUUAAAAUGUAUAUCUUUUUAUGAGAAACUGGAAACUUUUAAUGCAAAUGUUUAGAAAGAUUUAAAAAUUGUAAAGUUAAAAAAAAAAAAAAGUCAUAUAACUUUUUUUUCCUGUUGGAAGAAAAUGCUUUAAAAAGUUUUACUACUGUUGUAUUCCAGGGUGGGGGUUACCAACCCCAAAUUUCCUUCGUAUGCUUCAUUCUUGGAUCUUGCUUUCUAAAGAUGCUCAUUGCAGACAUGGAUGAUUUGCUUAUGUUAGU